AUGCUACCAGAAGAUAAAUCGGAAGCGGAGCCCCGACAGCUGGUGAACAUGACUGCUCAGGACGGGUGCCUGCCACUGCGCAAGAUCAACCUGACCAACAAGGUGGCGCUCAUUCGGGACUUAGGGCACUGCCCACUCGAGACUGUUGCCAAGAACUUCCGGGAAGUCAAGGCCUACGGUCUAGUUGUAGGCCUCUCCGGCAGCAAACUCGACGACGUAGUCUACGAAGGCAGUCAUCUGAGUCCCUCGACAUGUUGUCGGAUUCGUCAACAGAAGGAGCUUAUCAAAGUUGAUGAAGCUGAUGACACCGAAGGAACCGCUGCCCACUCAACUGUUCACAAGGAGCCUGAAGUCGACAAAGGGCUCCUCAUUGUUUGGUGUAUCGCUACUUUCAGCGUUGCCAUGGGCGCUUUUUACCUUUACCACGAGUACAAGGCGAGCCGGCCUGCACCUACAGCAGAGGAAUCUCAACUGAGGUCGGCGAGCAAGCGUCGAAGAAGUGGUGACGAAGCCCGAAGAAUCGACAUGGAGGAGGACAUUGACCUGCGCGUCACACCAAGUCCAUGGUCAUUGUACGUGAUCAUAGGUAUGUUCGUGCUCGCCUCGACAGUUGCUCUCGUCGGAGUGCUUGAACCUUUGUUCUAUAUGGUGCCUUUUGGCACGGCAAGGCUACCGAAUUACGCGUUCCCCUGCUUCUACGGCUCGCUGGAGGUGCGCCAGGUGUUGCUGAUUUUGUUCUCCAUCGGCCUGGCCUUUUCGUGGGUCGUCAUCCGCCACAACUCCAAGUCUUGGCUGCUACAGGAUUUCUUGGGAGUCAUCUUCAGCAUCUACAUGAUCAAGACCUUACGCCUGCCUAACCUUAUGGUUAUCUGCGUUCUGUUGGUCUUGCUUUUCUUUUACGAUAUUUUCUUCGUAUUUGUCACGCCGUAUCUGGUUCCGAAAGGAGACAGCAUCAUGGUGGAGGUUGCUCGGGGAGGAGGCAGCGACGAGCAGAUACCAAUGGUUUUGCGAGUUCCACAUUUGAGCAACGAAGACAUCAGCGCAUGCUUCGGGGAGUACUCCGUGCUGGGAUUUGGAGACAUCCUUAUUCCCGGUUUCCUCGUGGCUUACGUGCACAGUUUCGACUUGAUAGCGACCCAGGGCUGCCUCUACUACGUCACCAGCGUAACCGCCUACGGCGUCGGUCUCCUGGUUACCUUCAUUGGCCUCUACAUAAUGAAGAUGGCCCAGCCCGCCCUGCUGUACCUUGUUCCCGCGACACUCAUUCCGGUCAUUCUCAUCGCCUGGUAUCGCGGGGAGCUUCGGGAGAUUUGGUACGGACUCAAGCCUGAGACGCCGUUACCCUCCGAGGAGGAACCAGAGACUUCCACAGUACCGGGCAAGAGGAAAAACUCCAGGGACGAAGAAGAGCGGCACGCCUCGUCGCGUCCCUCGACAUCGACCAUUGAGACGCCUACACAGACCUCGGUGGCGCCUUCGCCGUCCGCUAUGUUCCCCGUGCACCGCUUCCCGCCCAGACCUCUAAGCCUGCCAGUGCCGUACACGCCAGCACCGCCGCUGUUCCAAAUGCCUCCGCGAUACUUUUGAACAAUAUGAGCUCACUAAACUGUUCGGAGCUUCACUGCGUAUACCGGUAUAUGUAGUUGCGCGCAUCCGUAUAUAUUCGUAUUUGGGCAUUUGUAAAGCGUCGCGUAGUAAACAAUAAAACCACGGCCAA
Rhipicephalus sanguineus (brown dog tick) is the source of this 1717-nucleotide messenger RNA. RefSeq names its product signal peptide peptidase-like 2B. The record is from RefSeq and is a predicted model, not a curated record. Gene Ontology annotation, molecular function: aspartic endopeptidase activity, intramembrane cleaving. Gene Ontology annotation, cellular component: lumenal side of endoplasmic reticulum membrane; lysosomal membrane; cytoplasmic side of endoplasmic reticulum membrane. The transcript is spliced from 12 exons. Gene Ontology annotation, biological process: membrane protein proteolysis. Lineage: Eukaryota; Metazoa; Arthropoda; Arachnida; Ixodida; Ixodidae. The coding region runs from base 1 to 1587 and encodes 528 amino acids.